AUGUCAGAACAGAAGCAAGAUGCUGAGAAGAAGAUACCCACACCACUGAAAUACGUAUUUGGUGGGACGGCAGCAGUGACUGCGGCUUGCGUGAUGCAUCCUUUGGAUUUGGUAAAAACACGCAUGCAAGUUGCUUCUAGCGGCGGCGCCAAAUCGUCCAACCCAAUUGAACUGCUGAAAGCGGCGGUUAAAAACGAUGGCAUCACUGGCUUGUACAAGGGACUCAGCGCUUCGGUACUACGGCAGUCGGUGUACUCCACCACACGUAUCGGCGUCUACACAAGUCUAACGGAGUAUUAUCGCGAGUUGUAUAAAACAGCGCCAACAGUGAAUGCCACCGUAUUGAUGGCAGCCUUCGCGGGCGCAGUUGGUGCCUAUGUUGGCACACCGGCUGAUGUGGGCUUAGUGCGUAUGUUGACCGAUGCCCGUCGGUCGCCAGCAGAUCGGCGUAAUUAUACGAGUGUUUUUAAUGCGCUCUCACGUAUUACCAAAGAGGAGGGUGUUCUGGCGCUUUGGCGUGGCGCUGUGCCGACUGUGGGCCGUGCUAUUGUCGUGAGCGUUGCGCAACUGGCGUCUUAUACGCAAUUCCGGCAUUUGGCGAAGUCGCAGCUCGGCAUGAGUGACGGUUUUAAUUUGCAUUUAGUGGCGAGUAUUGGUUCGGGUCUGUUGACGGCGACCGCAUCAUUGCCGGUGGAUAUUGCCAAGACGCGGAUACAGAAUAUGAAAAUGAUCGAUGGCAAGCCGGAGUACAAGGGUAUACUGGAUGUGCUGGUAAAGAUUAGUAGGAAAGAAGGCUUUCUGGCGCUGUGGCGUGGUUAUACCCCUUAUGUUUUACGCGUUGUGCCCACAACUAUUUUGAUUUUCAUUAUUUUGGAGCAACUCAAUACGGCAUACUUUAAAUAUGUCUUGGGUGAGGAGUAUAAAUCGAAAAUUUAA
This is a messenger RNA of Bactrocera tryoni, 936 nucleotides long. Its product is annotated as mitochondrial 2-oxoglutarate/malate carrier protein-like. The record is from RefSeq and is a predicted model, not a curated record. Gene Ontology annotation, cellular component: mitochondrial membrane. Bases 1 to 936 code for a protein of 311 amino acids. Gene Ontology annotation, molecular function: antiporter activity; succinate transmembrane transporter activity; sulfate transmembrane transporter activity. Gene Ontology annotation, biological process: oxaloacetate transport; thiosulfate transport; phosphate ion transmembrane transport. The transcript has a single exon. NCBI's taxonomy places the organism in Eukaryota, Metazoa, Arthropoda, Insecta, Diptera, Tephritidae.